Tupaia belangeri chinensis (Chinese tree shrew) is the source of this 2567-nucleotide messenger RNA. It is a transcript of the gene SGO1, whose product is annotated as shugoshin 1. Gene Ontology annotation, cellular component: chromosome, centromeric region; nucleus. Gene Ontology annotation, biological process: meiotic chromosome segregation. The transcript has 9 exons. Bases 109 to 1686 code for a protein of 525 amino acids. The record is from RefSeq and is a predicted model, not a curated record. NCBI's taxonomy places the organism in Eukaryota, Metazoa, Chordata, Mammalia, Scandentia, Tupaiidae.
GCGGACCUGCCAGACCCCGAGAGCGGGGCUCCGCGCAGCACAGCCUCCCGGGCCUGGGCAUGUAAGGAGGAAGGACAGCUGCGGCCAGAGCAGUCGCCAAGGCAAAACAUGGCCAAGGAAAGAUGCCUGAAAAAGUCGUUUCAAGACAGUCUUGAAGACAUAAAAAAGCGAAUGAAAGAAAAAAGAAAUAAAAACCUGGCAGAGGUUGGCAAACGCAAGUCUUUUAUAGCUGCACCGUGCCAAAUAACCACCAAUACAUCUUCCCUACUGAAAAAAUACCAGGACAACAACAGAAUGUUAGUCUUGGCUCUGGAAAAUGAAAAAUCCAAAGUGAGAGAAGCUCAAGAUAUCAUCCUGCAGCUGAGAAGGGAAUGUUACUACCUUGCCUGUCAGCUCCAUGAACUGAAAAAAAAAUUGGCUUUUCAACCAACAGAAGAAACUGCUCAGGGAAAGAAUCAGGAAAUACAUACCUCUAGGAUAGAUUCCAACAUUGAUGACAGCUCCAGGCAUUCCCUUGCAAAGGAUUUACCGCAAGUUCCUUUUCAAGAAACUGACCUUCCAGGACAAGGGGAAUCAUUCCAAACAGAAGAGCAAAGAUCUGCUGUUCUUCAAGACAUCGUGAGAUUUGAUAUUGAUUCCAGUGAAGCUAAGUCUACAGAUGCCUUACCCAGAACUGUAUCUGUUCGUUCUCGUUUAAAAAAACCUUUUAACAAUAUGUGUCAAUUCGAUACUUGGGGUGAUUUUGAAACCAGCCACUUGACCGGCCAGUCUCCUGAACUGGAAAGAGUCAGAUUUGUAGACUCACUAGGAAAUAUGCAUAUACCUGAAAAUGUAGCACAAAAUGGCCACCAAUGGAACAAGGACCAAAUUAACUCAUCACCGAAGCUGACUCAUCCAGGAAGUUUUACUAAAACAAAAGAAGUCAGUUUAGAACUGAAAUCUGAGAAAACGAAAAGCAAGCAUAAAAAUUCACAAAGAAGAAAAAGAGAAGAGAAAAGGAGAGCUAACCGACGGAAAAAAUCCAAAUCUGCAUCAGAUUACAAAAGGAACGAUAAAACUAAGAAAACACUGCCCCCCAACAGACUGGCUGAAUCUGUGAAUUCUGGUGACGCUUACAAUUUCAAUUCAGAAGAAAGUGUUCAUCUCACUCCUUUCCGACAAAAAAUGAGCAGUGAUUCUAAGCGAGAACAAAACGAGCCUGAAGAGAGCAUCUGUGAGUCCAGCGAUUCGGGAGAUACCUCUGAUGACCUGUACCUGCCCCCUUGCGAGAGCAUUCUAACUCUUGCCAGCGACUCAGAGAGGAGGCCCGUCACCAGGCCACGAUCUCGAAGAGCACUAAAAUAUAUGGAUGGAAAAGAGACAGAGGAGUCUAACCCAACACAAACUCCCACCAGUACACCACCUGAAAUUCACCAGUCACCUCAUUUUGGCCUGAAGGAUAUCACCAAUGUUGCCUUGCAUCCUGUAGUGAAAAUCAGAAGACUUUCUCUUUCUCCACAACAGAAUAAAGAAAGCCCAGCGAUGUCCCUGCCUAAGCGUAGGUGCACAACCAGCAUAAACUAUAAAGAGCCUACACUUGCUUCGAAGCUGAGACGAGGAGACCCUUACACAGAUUUGUGCUUCUUGAAUUCUCCUAUUUUCAAGCAAAAAAAAGAUUUGAAACGUCGUUCUAAAAAGAAAGCAUGAAGCAAAUACAAUAACAUGUUUGCUGGAUGUCAUUUAAAUCCAUCCUGCAUCUUUUCCUGUUACACAAGAGAAUCCCCGGGACAGUGUAAACGUGGUCUGGACUACUGCCACGGAAUAUUCUUUCUAGGAACCUAUAUGAUGAACAUCUCUUCAAAACCACUUCAGAUGUGUGUGGUUUGUUUUGUUUUUGUUUUUGUUUUGUCUUAAACAUUUAAUAAAAUUAUUUUUUCUUUUGACUAUAGUAACUGGCCUUAAGCACUCUUGUUUCGUUUUUUUAAAUGCAGCCUAAACCCCUUAAUUGCAGUGAAAUGUUAUCUUAAUUAACAUUUUGUAAAAUAAUAAUGAUUAUUCAGGGUAAAAUGUUUUAAUUCUAAGCUGUGACAUCUUUAUUUUUCCUUCAUGGGGUAGAUGAGAAUGAAUGAAUUUUUUAAACAACAGGCUGAGGGUCUUUGAAACUCUCUAUCAUCCUUGAGUGACAUAAAUCCUUAAUACAGUAGGUUAUACCCCAAGUUGUCCGCGGAUCCCCUACACCACUAUCAUAUUUCGUUUUUUAGAUAAAAUGUUUAUGGGCUCGUGAUUAGAGAACUGAUAGCCGUUGGGCUCAGGGACGAGGUGUGUGCCUUGUUCUGAGCCCCGAGGUCUAAGCGCAUGUGGUUCUCAGAGAUGCCUCAGCAAGGUCACACACUGUCACGUCACGGACGUUCAGGGUAGCGCCUCCUUUAAUCAAGAAUGGCAGAUGUCCGACGUGGAUAGUAAGGGUCUGUCUGUAUUUCUGAUCAACCAGUAUGAGGAAAUCUGUUCAAUUCAGUUCAGAAAGGCUGACAUCUACACUUGUAUAUUCCUCAUUAAACUUUUAGAGCCCAGUAGGUUUUCCGUUUUUA